This is a messenger RNA of Limanda limanda (common dab), 2441 nucleotides long. Its product is annotated as tripartite motif-containing protein 16-like. NCBI's taxonomy places the organism in Eukaryota, Metazoa, Chordata, Actinopteri, Pleuronectiformes, Pleuronectidae. The transcript has a single exon. Gene Ontology annotation, molecular function: protein binding; zinc ion binding. The coding region runs from base 1 to 1677 and encodes 558 amino acids. The record is from RefSeq and is a predicted model, not a curated record.
AUGGCGCAGCAAGAAAAUCAACUGGACAGAGAAAGAUUCUGCUGUUCGAUCUGUCUGGAUCUACUGAAUGAUCCGGUGACUACUGGCUGUGGACACAGCUACUGUAAGAGCUGUAUUAACACCCACUGGAACACAGGUGAGGAGAGAGGAAGCUACAACUGUCCUCAGUGUAGACAGACCUUCAUACCGAGGCCUGUCCUGGGGAAAAACACCAUGUUAGCUGAUUUAGUGGAGGAGCUGAAGAAGACUGGACUCCUAGCUGCUCCUGCUGAUCACUGCUAUGCUGGACCUGAAGAUGUGGCCUGUGAUUUCUGCACUGGGAGAAAACUGAAAGCUCUCAAGUCCUGUUUGAAUUGUUUGGCCUCUUAUUGUGAAAAACACCUCCAGCCUCACCAUCAGUCAGCUCCAUUGAAGAAGCACAAGCUGGUGGAGCCCUCAGAGAAGCUCCAGGAGAACAUCUGCUCUCGUCACGACGAGGUGAUGAAGAUAUUCUGCCGCACUGAUCAGCAGUGUAUCUGUUAUCUCUGCUCUAUGGAGGAACAUAAAGACCACGACACAGUGUCAGCUGCAACAGAAAGGAAGGAGAGGCAGAGAGAGCUCGGGCUGAGGAGACAAACAAUCCAGCAGAGAGUCCAGGACACAGAGAAAGAUGUGAAACUGCUGCAACAGGAGGAGGAGGCCGUCAAUGGCUCUGCUGAUAAAGCAGUGGAGGACAGUGAGAAGAUCUUCACUGAGCUGAUCCGUCUGCUGGAGAAAAGAAGCUCUGAUGUGAAGCAGCAGAUCAGAUCCCAGCAGGAAACUGAAGUGAGUCGAGUCAGAGAGCUUCAGGAGAGACUGGAGCAGGAGAUCACUGAGCUGAAAAGGAAAGACCGUGAACUGAAGCAGCUCUCAGACACAGAGGAUCACAACCAGUUUCUACACAACUACCCCUCACUGUCACCACUCAGUGAAUCUACACACUCAUCCAGCAUCAGGAUCCGUCCUCUGAGGAACUUUGAGGACGUGACAGCAGCUGUGUCACAGGUCAGAGGUCGACUACAGGACAUUCUGAGUGAGACAAAGACAGAGAUUUUGCAGAUUUUGUCUCAACCGGAUGUUUUAUUGCCACAACCAGAGCCAGAGAGCAGAGCUGACUUCUUAAAAUAUUCACAGGAAAUCACACUGGAUCCAAACACAGCACACAAACAUCUGUUAUUAUCUGAGGUAAACAGAAAAGUAUCAUGUAUGAGUGAAGAUCAGUCUUAUUCUGAUCACCCAGACAGAUUCACUGGUUGUCAUCAGGUCCUGAGUAGAGAGAGUCUGACUGGACGUUGUUACUGGGAGGUGGAGGUGGAGGUGGGGAUGAGGGGAAUAGUUGAUGUAGCAGUCACAUACAAGAAUAUCAGCAGAGCAGGAAACUCAUAUGAAUGUUCGUUUGGAUACAAUGAUAAAUCUUGGUCGUUAGUUUGUUAUAGAAACAGUUAUAACUUUUAUUACAACAGCAUCAAGACUCCAGUGUCAGGUCCUGUGUCCUCCAGAGUAGGAGUGUACCUUGAUCACAGUGCAGGUGUUCUGUCCUUCUACAGCGUCUCUGACACCAUGACUCUCCUCCACAGAGUCCAGACCACAUUCACUCAGCCUCUCUAUGCUGGAGUUUAUUGUUUUGUAUCCACAGCUGAGUUCUGUAAACUCAAAUAGACUCGAGUCAUUAAAAGCAGUGAUUUAGAUUCUGUGUGUAAAUCUUUAACUUCUUUUGUCUCCAUGUUUGUUGAUCAAAGUUCGUCGUGGUGACGUUUCUGCUCCGCACAGAGAUCAGCUGUCAAUCAAACACUGACCUUCCUUUAUCACACAUAUAUAGUUGUCACUUUGUAAAGACAGAAAUCUAUAAUUACACUGACUUGAAUGUGUUUGAAAGAACUAAUGUUGCUGUUGUUUUCUGAAUCAAUGUAGAAAUCAGGUUGUGUGAUGUUUUAGAACCUGUGUUGAUUCUGAUCCUCAUCAACGAGCUGAUUAUUUGUUUUUUUCUUUCCAGCAUGUGAGAUGGAGGUGAAACAAACUGAUUGUGUGUCCAUGAACUCACUGAACAAGAGUCACUGAAUAGACUUUACUGAUGAAAUGAUCAAUGAACUCAGAGCAUCAGUGUUAUGGGAUGUUUGGUCACAUUGUAAAUGUUGAACCUGGUUUGUUUUUAUCACUGCUCAUCUCUGUAAAGUGUGAAUCCACUCGUCCUCUCUGUAUUUACAUAUUUAGUGAACGGGCAUAUUGAUCUGCUGCUGCGUAGGUUUCUGUUCUUUUUGAUGUUCCAUUGGAGAGUGUCCUGAUCGAGUCCCUCUGAGGGUUUGUUCUGCAGCUCUCAUCACGUGUGUUUCUUAUACAUGUCUAUAUACAUUUAAAUCUCUUAUGUUUGUAUAAAGCAAUACAAAUCUAAUGUGUGAAGAAGCUGAAAGUUGAAAUAAAGUAUA